Mustela lutreola (European mink) is the source of this 4970-nucleotide messenger RNA. RefSeq names its product tumor protein p63 (gene TP63). Gene Ontology annotation, cellular component: nucleus. Gene Ontology annotation, molecular function: DNA-binding transcription factor activity, RNA polymerase II-specific; protein binding; RNA polymerase II cis-regulatory region sequence-specific DNA binding. Lineage: Eukaryota; Metazoa; Chordata; Mammalia; Carnivora; Mustelidae. The record is from RefSeq and is a predicted model, not a curated record. Gene Ontology annotation, biological process: apoptotic process; protein tetramerization; regulation of transcription by RNA polymerase II. The transcript is spliced from 14 exons. The coding region runs from base 108 to 2201 and encodes 697 amino acids.
UGUGUACAAAGGGGGAAGUGUCUAAACUUCUAUGUCUGAUAGCAUUUGACCCUAUUGCUUUUAGCCUCCUGGCUUUAUUAUCUAUAUAUACACAGGUACAUGUGUAUAUGUUCUCUAACUGUUCUCCACUUGUUGAUUAUCAAAGAGAGUUGAAGGAAAUGAAUUGUGAAACUUCUCGGUGUGCUACCCUACAGUACUGUCCCGAUCCAUACAUCCAGCGGUUUGUAGAAACCCCAGCUCAUUUCUCUUGGAAAGAAAGUUAUUACCGAUCCACUAUGUCACAGAGCACACAGACAAAUGAAUUCCUCAGUCCAGAGGUCUUCCAGCAUAUCUGGGAUUUUCUGGAACAGCCCAUAUGUUCUGUUCAGCCCAUUGACUUGAACUUUGUGGAUGAGCCAUCAGAAAAUGGUACAAGAAACAAGAUCGAGAUUAGCAUGGACUGUAUCCGCAUGCAGGAUUCGGACCUCAGUGACCCCAUGUGGCCACAGUACACGAACCUGGGGCUCCUGAACAGCAUGGACCAGCAGAUCCAGAACGGCUCCUCGUCCACCAGCCCCUACAACACAGACCACGCGCAGAACAGCGUCACGGCGCCGUCGCCCUACGCGCAGCCCAGCUCCACCUUCGACGCCCUCUCUCCAUCCCCCGCCAUCCCCUCCAACACCGACUACCCGGGUCCGCACAGCUUCGACGUGUCCUUCCAGCAGUCCAGCACCGCCAAGUCGGCCACCUGGACGUAUUCCACUGAACUGAAGAAACUGUACUGCCAAAUUGCAAAGACAUGUCCCAUCCAGAUCAAGGUGAUGACCCCACCUCCACAGGGCGCUGUCAUCCGUGCCAUGCCUGUCUACAAGAAAGCUGAGCAUGUCACUGAGGUGGUGAAACGGUGCCCCAACCACGAGCUGAGCCGUGAAUUCAAUGAGGGACAGAUUGCCCCUCCCAGUCAUUUGAUUCGAGUAGAAGGAAACAGCCAUGCACAGUAUGUAGAAGACCCCAUCACAGGAAGACAGAGUGUGUUGGUACCUUACGAGCCACCGCAGGUUGGCACUGAAUUCACGACAGUCCUAUACAAUUUCAUGUGUAACAGCAGUUGUGUUGGAGGGAUGAACCGCCGUCCAAUUUUAAUCAUUGUUACUCUGGAAACCAGAGAUGGGCAAGUCCUGGGCCGACGCUGCUUUGAGGCCCGGAUCUGUGCUUGCCCAGGGAGAGACCGGAAGGCGGAUGAAGACAGCAUCAGGAAGCAGCAGGUGUCGGACAGCGCAAAGAACGGUGACGGUACGAAGCGCCCUUUUCGUCAGAACACACAUGGCAUCCAGAUGACAUCCAUUAAGAAACGGAGGUCCCCAGAUGAUGAGCUGUUAUAUUUACCAGUGAGGGGCCGCGAGACCUAUGAAAUGCUGCUCAAGAUCAAGGAGUCUCUGGAACUCAUGCAGUAUCUGCCUCAGCACACGAUCGAGACCUACAGGCAGCAGCAGCAGCAGCAACACCAGCAUCUACUUCAGAAACAGACCUCGAUGCAGUCUCAGUCUACAUACGGUAACAGCUCCCCACCUCUGAACAAAAUGAACAGCAUGAACAAGCUGCCUUCCGUGAGCCAGCUUAUCAACCCUCAGCAGCGCAACGCCCUCACCCCUACAACCAUUCCUGAUGGCAUGGGAGCCAACAUUCCUAUGAUGGGCACCCACAUGCCAAUGGCUGGAGACAUGAAUGGACUCAGCCCCACCCAGGCCCUCCCUCCCCCACUCUCCAUGCCAUCCACCUCCCACUGCACUCCCCCACCUCCGUACCCCACAGAUUGCAGCCUUGUCAGUUUCUUAGCGAGGUUGGGCUGUUCAUCAUGUCUGGACUAUUUCACGACCCAGGGGCUGACCACCAUCUAUCAGAUUGAGCAUUACUCCAUGGAUGAUUUGGCAAGUCUAAAAAUCCCUGAACAGUUCCGACAUGCCAUCUGGAAGGGCAUCCUGGACCACCGGCAGCUCCACGACUUCUCCUCCCCUCCCCACCUCCUGCGGACCCCGAGUGGUGCCUCUACCGUCAGCGUGGGCUCCAGUGAGACCCGGGGCGAGCGCGUUAUUGACGCUGUGCGCUUCACCCUGCGCCAGACCAUCUCCUUCCCACCCCGCGACGAGUGGAAUGACUUCAACUUUGACAUGGAUGCUCGUCGCAACAAACAACAGCGCAUCAAAGAGGAGGGGGAGUGAGCACUACCAUAUGAACUCUUCCCAUGCUCUCCCUGUCUGUCUGUCUAUCUGCCUCCCUACAAGGCACUAGUGCUUGACCUUCAACGUGUCCUCCCUAGCUCCUCUCCUUCCUCUUCUCAGUUUGGCUUCUCAAGGGAAGAAGAAGUAAGAGGUUAUCUUUGAUCCAAUGUCCUACCUGGCACCUGAUUCUGAUUCUGGCUUUAAGCCUUCAAAUCUAUUGCUUGCAGAACUGAAGUUAUCGUGGCUAGGUGGAAGUGAGCAAAAGAGCAGUGGGUAUCUCCUUAAGCUGCAAAGAUUUCUCAUUGACUUUUAUAAAGCAUUUUCACCCUUAUAGUCUAAGACUAUAUAUAUAAAUAUAUAAAUAUACAGUAUAUAUUUUUGGGUGGGGGGCAUGGAGUAUUGUUUAAAUGUAAUUUAAAGGAAAGGAAAUUGAGUUGCACUUAUCAGCUUAUUUUUUUAAUUUACUGGUUCGGAGGGCUUAUCUAUGCCCCUCUUUCAAGGGGUAUCAUGUAUGGUAAUAGGUAUCGAGACAUUGAUAGCACAUAUGAAUGACAGAAAUGUCCUUUCAGUUCUUCUGAUGCGAAGCAAUUGCCACAUCAAAGCUUUGGAUGGAUCCAGUUGUUUUUACCAUUGCAUAAUGUGUGUAUGAGAAAGUCUUCUUAUGUACAUGGUUCUCUGUGUUGGUGCACCUUAUGUCGCUGACAUUGCUACUAGUGGUGGCUGUUCACUCUGGGGUUAUUUAGUCCAGUUAGAAGAAAAAGCCCAUGUUCUCACUAUCACACCCUAGAAGAAAGGAAGUAUCCUCUCUUGCUUUGGGUUGGGUGUGGAGAAUGUGGGUCAUGGCUAAAAUUCUUAAAAGUUCCCUGGCAGCUAGUUCAAAAACAUCAGGUAUCAUGUUAUCUGGGUAUAUUAACAACCCCCCUUCAUUCAUCUAAUACCAGAUGCCUUAUCUUUUGGUUUGUAUUUGGAAAAUAUUUGUGGCUAAGUUUCAAUCCUGGACUUAGUCAAUGAUACAUUUGCUUGUUAGAACUGAAAUUGUAGUGUCUAUUCAGAAUAUCCAGGAAAAACAGGAAUCAUACACAAAUAGCGAAUCUCCAUUAAGCAGUGAGAGACAUCAGGGAGUCAUGAAUUGAAAUUCUUAAAAGAGCUUUUGAAACAUAGCUAAUAUUAUUUGGUGCAUGUUUCUUCUGAAAACUCUUCUAUUGUAUAAAAUUCUGCAUGUAGAGGCUGGUUUAUCAUUUUCUCUUCAAAUUUUAAAACAGGAGUAGUGAUCUGGAAAAUCUAAAAUGAUGAGAUCAGUGUUCCUGUGGCAUCAGUUGGAUCGCCCUAUCACUUUUCAUUCUUGAUCAAUAGGAGUUUGACUUUGUUGGAAAAUAACUGUGAGAAUUCAAUUUCCCGUCCAUCUCUCUCCCGGACUGUCACAGCCAUAAAAUGUCCCCACAGAUCAGGGGAUAAGCCAGUGGAGGUGUUGUUGGAACCACAUAAACAGAUGGUUGUCUUCAGACUUUGGGAAAAUGUGUAAAUGAUAAUAUUCCUGUAGAUCUUUCAGAAAGAUGCUUUUUCUUCCAAACUCUAAAACAAAUAUUUUGUACAUAGGCUAAUGAGCUCUAAAAUCCUUCUGUGCAUUCUGAUAAAGAGCUGUGAUUGCACAUAAGCUUCAACUGUCGUUUUAAAGUGCAAAAGAACUAAUGUUGCUCAAAGUAUAAUGUGUGAGUUUCACCAGGAAAGUGUAUAUAUGUUUUGUGUGUGAAAUUGCAUACUUUGUCUCUCAAUUUUUAUUGUCUUCUUGGGCUAGCAGGUUUUCCAGAACCACAGUUGAAACUUUAUUUUUUAUUAUUAUUAUUGUUUUUAUAUUUUCAUGGAAACAUCAUUUAGUAAGACUACAAUGUCAAACAAGGAAAACAAAAAUACCAUUACUGUAAGAUAGGGGGAAGGGAAUGUUGUUUUUUAUUAUUAUUUUUAUUUUGUACGUUCAAGAAAGUGAGUCCUUGAUUUCAAAGUUUUAUUGUGCUUAAAUGGUAAAGGGCAAACUGUUAAUUUGUGCAGUAAGUAUGCAGCUUGGCUUGGAAAACCUACCGAGGGGAAGAGUAAAAGAGGUACAUUGGCAAUGCUCAGAGGGCAGAUAGCUUCCCCCACUGUCCUGAGUGUCUGAACGAACCUAGGACCUCCUCUGAGCUAUUUCGGCACUGUUCAGGUAGCAUCAGGGACUCAGAAAUUCCUGUACUGUAUUGUACGUGUUUGGCACUAGCCAAGGCUAGGCACAAUGGCUGGCCUCAUGUCUUGGUGGCAGCUAGGAUAAAGGGUGAAUGAGUAUUCAGGACCGACAAGUGGGAUUGGACUUAGUGGAGAUCUUGGCAGAGUGGGAGGUGUUCAGCUCAAUGCAGUCUGCUGAAGAGUGGAUGGGUUUUUGUUUGGAAGUGAUGAGAAGCAGAACUUUCUUCAUUAAAUCCAUUUGUCUUUUGUUUUCUUGAUAUCCUCCUAAAGUACAUUAUGUGGGAUGUUGAAUGUUAAAGGUUGAAUUUUUUUAUUAUUUUUAUAAUUGUACAAAAGUUAAAUGUCAAAUGUUUUAUAUGCUUUAUUAAUGUUUUGAAAGUUUCUUUCUUAUAGAUGUGAUACUUUUUUUUUUUUUUUUUUUUUUAAAUCUUCUGUUGCUUGUCUUUGGUAUUUUGUGUAGUGGGCUUUUGGUGAGCCAGAGGCAAAUCCCCAAGUCACUUAUGUUUGCCAGGACAUGCAAUAAAAUUUAAAAAUAAAUAAAAAUGCAUUGAGAAA